This is a messenger RNA of Eubalaena glacialis (North Atlantic right whale), 1107 nucleotides long. RefSeq names its product paired box 9 (gene PAX9). The record is from RefSeq and is a predicted model, not a curated record. Gene Ontology annotation, molecular function: RNA polymerase II cis-regulatory region sequence-specific DNA binding; DNA-binding transcription factor activity, RNA polymerase II-specific. Gene Ontology annotation, biological process: anatomical structure development; regulation of transcription by RNA polymerase II. Lineage: Eukaryota; Metazoa; Chordata; Mammalia; Artiodactyla; Balaenidae.
AUGACGCGCGCGGAGGCCGAGUGGCAAGCGCUUGUCCCAAACUGCGGAUGCGCGUCCCCGCGCGCAUGUGUUCGUUUUGCAGAGCCAGCCUUCGGGGAGGUGAACCAGCUGGGAGGAGUAUUCGUGAACGGGAGGCCGCUGCCCAACGCCAUCCGGCUUCGCAUAGUGGAGCUGGCCCAACUGGGCAUCCGACCGUGUGACAUCAGCCGCCAGCUACGGGUCUCGCACGGCUGCGUCAGCAAGAUCCUGGCGCGCUACAAUGAGACAGGCUCGAUCUUGCCAGGAGCCAUUGGGGGCAGCAAGCCUCGGGUCACCACCCCCACUGUGGUGAAGCACAUCCGGACCUACAAGCAGAGGGACCCCGGCAUCUUCGCCUGGGAGAUACGGGACCGCCUACUGGCGGACGGCGUGUGUGACAAGUACAACGUGCCCUCGGUGAGCUCUAUCAGCCGCAUCCUGCGCAACAAGAUCGGCAACUUGGCCCAACAGGGCCACUACGACUCAUACAAGCAGCACCAGCCGGCGCCGCAGCCGGCGCUGCCCUAUAACCACAUCUACUCGUACCCCAGCCCCAUCACGGCGGCCGCGGCUAAGGUGCCCACGCCGCCCGGCGUGCCCGCCAUCCCCGGCUCAGUGGCCAUGCCGCGCACCUGGCCCUCCUCCCACUCCGUCACCGACAUCCUGGGCAUUCGUUCCAUCACCGACCAAGGAGUGAGCGACAGCUCGCCCUACCACAGCCCCAAGGUGGAGGAGUGGAGCAGCCUGGGCCGCAGCAACUUCCCCGCCGCCGCCCCGCACGCGGUGAACGGGCUGGAGAAGGGGGCCUUGGAGCAGGAAGCCAAGUACGCGCAGGCACCAAAUGGUCUCCCAGCUGUAAGCAGUUUUGUGUCAGCAUCCAGCAUGGCUCCUUAUCCUACCCCAGCCCAAGUGUCGCCUUACAUGACCUACAGCGCUGCUCCUUCUGGUUAUGUUGCUGGACACGGGUGGCAACAUGCCAGUGGCACCCCACUUUCCCCCCACAACUGUGACAUUCCCGCGUCGCUGGCGUUCAAGGGAAUGCAGGCAGCCCGAGAAGGUAGCCACUCUGUCACGGCUUCCGCACUCUGA